AUGUCGAAUCUGUCCGUCUUGACCCAACUACAAAGCACAUCUACCGAGCCUUUCCCCCCCGUCACCCUCACAAAGCCACUCAGACCAGUCUCUGCGCCUUGUCCAAACUUUUCAAAGCCCAUAGCAGCCGACCCUCCACCGACAACUGAUUCGAAAUCCGUCGGCGCCCAUGAAGUCCAGGCUAGAAUCCAAGCUGCAAGAAGAAGCUUGACUGCUGCACAACCCCCGACUGAAGCUUUUCAACGCAAACUCGACCAGUCUCCUGAUCUCAUCCACCCAGCUUUGCGCGCCAGGAGCGGAGUGACGCCAAAUGGCGACCGCGCUCGUAGCCUCAAGUCGAGAAGCAAGCAAGAUCAAUCCAUUGAUGCAGUCAUACGCCGCUUGUCAGCCGAAAUCGAUAGCGGACAUCUGAACCUUGCAAGAGAUGUGCCUCCAGUGCCUGCGUUGCCCGCAUUCCACUCGCCUGUAUCCGGUCGUCCGCGAUCAUAUCAACCCGCAAGUAGUAGGUCUUCUGUGACGAAUAGACGAAGCCCACUUUCGAUUGUGUCAUCUGCAGAUGACUCGGAGGAAACUCCAUGCCAUACCUCUGGACAGACCUCGACGCAAACAUCAAGGCAGACAUCGAGGCGAUCCUCUACCUCAGCCUCGUCUCAAACCUCCAAAUCCGACGACAGCAACGACCUAGAUGAUGACGACAAGCCCGCAAAGAUUCGAGUGAUCAGCCUGGAAUCCCACAAAGCAGGCCACGUCCAACAGCAACAACAAUCCGCACGUCAGCCCUCGCCUUCAUCAUCACAACCAAACAUCUCUCACUCCAAACCCCAACGGGUCAAGAGCCGCAGCCCGUGGCAUUCAAUUUCGCGACGACGAAUACUUUGCUUUGUUUAACGACUACCCAUCUUGCGCCAUGUUUUUUUUGUUUUGUUUCUCCAUGUCCAUGUACAUACAAGGCCGCGCGGGCCACAAACAUAUAUUUUCUUGAGUGUUUAUUUUUACGGUCAUAGCGGCGCACAGUAUACUCGGCCUUGUUCUGGCGCUGAUUUGGUUUCUGCAUCAUGAGCCUGUUGGAUUUGAGCGACUACAGGGGGCAUAAAUAGCGCGGGAGUUUUGGCGUUUUCCUACGUGUUCCAAUAGGCGAGAUUACUGAGCGUUUUCUGUCGCCAAAGCUGACGACUAGCUACACACAUACAUGGAUAGAUAGCACGCACGCAACAAUGCACAUGUCGGCAAUUGCACAAUCCGCAUUGCCUCGC
Molecule: messenger RNA, 1253 nt
Organism: Bipolaris sorokiniana ND90Pr
Lineage: Eukaryota; Fungi; Ascomycota; Dothideomycetes; Pleosporales; Pleosporaceae
Exons: 4
Coding region: 1-888 (295 amino acids)
Source: RefSeq, a predicted model, not a curated record